UUUCAAACGCUGUGAGCUGUUCUCCUUUUCCCAUUCGUCUUCUGUCACUUCCUUCCUGGACGCAGUUUUCUGGACGAGUCUGGUUACUUUUAAUCCGACCCGCCGCUGAGAGCCACUUUCUCCUCCUCCUCUUCCUCCUCCUCCUCCUCCUCCUCUUCCUCCUCGUUCUUCCUCCUCCUCCUCCUCUUCGGAGCGGCCUCGGCGCGCGCGAAUGCGCGGCCCCGCGCCCCCCCUCGCGCGCGCUCCCCUCGCGCGCGCACACACGCACACAUCGUCUCCAGCUCUCUGCUCGCUCUGCUCGCAGUCACAGACACUUGAGCACACGCGUACACCCAGACAUCUUCGGGCUGCUAUUGGAUUGACUUUGAAGGUUCUGUGUGGGUCGCCGUGGCUGCAUGUUUGAAUCAGGUGGAGAAGCACUUCAACGCUGGACGAAGUAAAGAUUAUUGUUGUUAUUUUUUUUCUCUCUCUCUCUCUCUCUCUCUUAAGAAAGGAAAAUAUCUCAAGGACUAAUCUGAUCGGGUCUUCCUUCAUCAGGAACGAAUGCAGGAAUUUGGGAACUGAGCUGUGCAAGUGCUGAAGAAGGAGAUUUGUUUGGAGGAAACAGGAAAGAGAAAGAAAAGGAAGGAAAAAAUACAUAAUUUCAGGGACGAGAGAGAGAAGAAAAACGGGGACUAUGGGGAGAAAAAAGAUUCAGAUUACGAGGAUUAUGGAUGAACGUAACAGACAGGUGACAUUUACAAAGAGGAAAUUUGGGUUGAUGAAGAAGGCUUACGAGCUGAGCGUGCUGUGUGACUGUGAGAUUGCGCUGAUCAUCUUCAACAGCACCAACAAGCUGUUCCAGUAUGCCAGCACCGACAUGGACAAAGUGCUUCUCAAGUACACGGAGUACAACGAGCCGCAUGAGAGCCGGACAAACUCAGACAUCGUGGAGACGUUGAGAAAGAAGGGCCUUAAUGGCUGUGACAGCCCAGACCCCGAUGCGGACGAUUCAGCAUUGAACAAGAAAGAAAACAAAGGCUGUGAAAGCCCCGAUCCCGACUCCUCUUAUGCACUCACCCCACGCACUGAAGAAAAAUACAAAAAAAUUAAUGAAGAAUUUGAUAAUAUGAUCAAGAGUCAUAAAAUUCCUGCUGUUCCACCUCCCAACUUCGAGAUGCCAGUCUCUAUCCCAGUGUCCAGCCACAACAGUUUGGUGUACAGCAACCCUGUCAGCUCACUGGGAAACCCCAACCUUUUGCCACUGGCUCACCCUUCUCUGCAGAGGAAUAGUAUGUCUCCUGGUGUAACACAUCGACCUCCAAGUGCAGGUAACACAGGUGGUCUGAUGGGUGGAGACCUCACAUCUGGUGCAGGCACCAGUGCAGGGAACGGGUAUGGCAAUCCCCGAAACUCACCAGGUCUGCUGGUCUCACCUGGUAACUUGAACAAGAAUAUGCAAGCAAAAUCUCCUCCCCCAAUGAAUUUAGGAAUGAAUAACCGUAAACCAGAUCUCCGAGUUCUUAUUCCACCAGGCAGCAAGAAUACGAUGCCAUCAGUGAAUCAAAGGAUAAAUAACUCCCAGUCGGCUCAGUCAUUGGCUACCCCAGUGGUCUCUGUAGCAACUCCUACUUUACCAGGACAAGGAAUGGGAGGAUAUCCAUCAGCCAUUUCAACAACAUAUGGUACCGAGUACUCUCUGAGUAGUGCAGACCUGUCAUCUCUGUCUGGGUUUAACACCGCCAGCGCUCUUCACCUUGGUUCAGUAACUGGCUGGCAACAGCAACACCUACAUAACAUGCCACCAUCUGCCCUCAGUCAAUUGGGAGCUUGCACUAGCACUCAUUUAUCUCAGAGUUCAAAUCUCUCCCUGCCUUCUACUCAAAGCCUCAACAUCAAGUCAGAACCUGUUUCUCCUCCUAGAGACCGUACCACCACCCCUUCGAGAUACCCACAACACACGCGCCACGAGGCGGGGAGAUCUCCUGUUGACAGCUUGAGCAGCUGUAGCAGUUCGUACGACGGGAGCGACCGAGAGGAUCACCGGAACGAAUUCCACUCCCCCAUUGGACUCACCAGACCUUCGCCGGACGAAAGGGAAAGUCCCUCAGUCAAGCGCAUGCGACUUUCUGAAGGAUGGGCAACAUGAUCAGAUUAUUACUUACUAGUUUUUUUUUUUUUUUUUUUCUUGCAGUGUGUGUGUGUGCUAUACCUUAAUGGGGAAGGGGGGUCGAUAUGCAUUAUAUGUGCCGUGUGUGGAAAAAAAAAAGUCAGGUACUCUGUUUUGUAAAAGUACUUUUAAAUUGCCUCAGUGAUACAGUAUAAAGAUAAACAGAAAUGCUGAGAUAAGCUUAGCACUUGAGUUGUACAACAGAACACUUGUACAAAAUAGAUUUUAAGGCUAACUUCUUUUCACUGUUGUGCUCCUUUGCAAAAUGUAUGUUACAAUAGAUAGUGUCAUGUUGCAGGUUCAACGUUAUUUACAUGUAAAUAGACAAAAGGAAACAUUUGCCAAAAGCGGCAGAUCUUUACUGAAAGAGAGAGCAGCUGUUAUGCAACAUAUAGAAAAAUGUAUAGAUGCUUGGACAGACCCGGUAAUGGGUGGCCAUUGGUAAAUGUUAGGAACACGCCAGGUCACCUGACAUCCCAAGAAUGCUCACAAACCUGCAGGCAUAUCAUUGGCGUAUGGCACUCAUUAAAAAGGAUCAAAGACCAUUAAAAGAGGACCAUACCUAUUUAAAAAAAAAUGUGGAGUUGGAGGGCUAACGUAUUUAAUUAAAUAAAUAAAUCUGGGUCUGCAUCUCUUAUUAAAUAAAAAUAUAAAAAUAUGUACAUUACAUUUUGCUUAUUUUCAUAUAAAAGGUAAGACAGAGUUUGCAAAGCAUUUGUGGCUUUUUGUAGUUUACUUAAGCCAAAAUGUGUUUUUUUCCCCUUGAUAGCUUCGCUAAUAUUUUAAACAGUCCUGUAAAAAACCAAAAAGGACUUUUUGUAUAGAAAGCACUACCCUAAGCCAUGAAGAACUCCAUGCUUUGCUAACCAAGAUAACUGUUUUCUCUUUGUAGAAGUUUUGUUUUUGAAAUGUGUAUUUCUAAUUAUAUAAAAUAUUAAGAAUCUUUUAAAAAAAUCUGUGAAAUUAACAUGCUUGUGUAUAGCUUUCUAAUAUAUAUAAUAUUAUGGUAAUAGCAGAAGUUUUGUUAUCUUAAUAGCGGGAGGGGGGUAUAUUUGUGCAGUUGCACAUUUGAGUAACUAUUUUCUUUCUGUUUUCUUUUACUCUGCAUACAUUUUAUAAGUUUAAGGUCAGCUGUCAAAAGGAUAACCUGUGGGGUUAGAACAUAUCACAUUGCAACACCCUAAAUUGUUUUUAAUACAUUAGCAAUCUAUUGGGUCAACUGACAUCCAUUGUAUAUACUAGUUUCUUUCAUGCUAUUUUUGUUUUGUUUUUUGCAUUUUUAUCAAAUGCAGGGCCCCUUUCUGAUCUCACCAUUUCACCAUGCAUCUUGGAAUUCAGUAAGUGCAUAUCCUAACUUGCCCAUAUUCUAAAUCAUCUGGUUGGUUUUCAGCCUAGAAUUUGAUACGCUUUUUAGAAAUAUGCCCAGAAUAGAGAAGCUAUGUUGGGGCACAUGUCCUGCAAAUAUGGCCCUAGAAACAAGUGAUAUGGAAUUUACUUGGUGAAUAAGUUAUAAAUUCCCACAGAAGAAAAAUGUGAAAGACUGGGUGCUAGACAAGAAGGAAGCAGGUAAAGGGAUAGUUGCUUUGUCAUCCGUUUUUAAUUAUUUUAACUGACCCUUGACAAUCUUGUCAGCAAUAUAGGACUGUUGAACAAUCCCGGUGUGUCAGGACCCCCAAAUGUCACUUCUGCAUAAAGCAUGUAUGUCAUCUAUUUUUUCUUCAAUAAAGAGAUUUAAUAGCCAUUUCAAGAAAUCCCAUAAAGAACCUCUCUAUGUCCCUUUUUUUAAUUUAAAAAAAUGACUCUUGUCUAAUAUUCGUCUAUAAGGGAUUAAUUUUCAGACCCUUUAAUAAGUGAGUGCCAUAAGAAAGUCAAUAUAUAUUGUUUAAAAGAUAUUUCAGUCUAGGAAAGAUUUUCCUUCUCUUGGAAUGUGAAGAUCUGUCGAUUCAUCUCCAAUCAUAUGCAUUGACAUACACAGCAAAGAAGAUAUAGGCAGUAAUAUCAACACUGCUAUAUCAUGUGUAGGACAUUUCUUAUCCAUUUUUUCUCUUUUACUUGCAUAGUUGCUAUGUGUUUCUCAUUGUAAAAGGCUGCCGCUGGGUGGCAGAAGCCAAGAGACCUUAUUAACUAGGCUAUAUUUUUCUUAACUUGAUCUGAAAUCCACAAUUAGACCACAAUUGCACCUUUGGUUGUAUCCAUAAAGGAUGCUAGCCUGCCUUGUACUAAUGUUUUAUAUACUAAAAAAAAUCUAUCAACCAUUUCAUAUAUAUCCCACUACUCAAGGUAUCCAUGGACGGAACAUGAAAGAAUAACAUUUAUGCAGAGGAAAAACAAAAACAUCCCUGAAAAUAUACACACUCGUACACACACACGCACAGGGGAAAAAAAUAAGAAAAUCAUUUUCCUCACCAUAGACUUGAUCCCAUCCUUACAACCCAUCCUUCUAACUUGAUGUGUAUAAAAUAUGCAAACAUGUCACAAAUGUUCUUUGUCAUUUCAAAAUACUUUAGUAUAUCAAUAUCGGUAGAUACCAGUGGGUGGGAAAGGGUCAUUAUAUGAAAAUAUGAAGAAAUAGCCAUAUUAGUUUUUUAACCUACAAUUUGCCUCAGCAACAAAGAAAAAGUGAAUUUUUAAUGUUGAAGAUAAAGUAAGCUAAAGUACCAGCAGAAGCCUUGGCUAUUUGUAGCAGUUCUGACAAUAGUUUUAUAAGAACAUGAAGAGAACAGAAUCACUUGAAAAUGGAUGCCAGUCAUCUCUUGUUCCCACUACUGAAUUCUUAUAAAGUGGUGGCAUGAUAGCGAAGGGAUAAUCUGAGAAUUUUUUAAAGAUGAUUUAAUGAGAAGAAGCACAAUUUUGAUUGUGAUGAGUCACUUUCUGUAAACAAUCUUGGUCUAUCUUUACCCUUAUACCUUAUCUGUAAUUUACCAUUUACUGUAUUUGCAAAGCUAGUAUGGUUUUUAAUCACAGUAAAUCCUUUGUAUUCCAGACUUUAGGGCAGAGCCCUGAGGGAGUAUUAUUUUACAUAACCCGUCCUAGAGUAACAUUUUAGGCAACAUUCUUCAUUGCAAGUAAAAGAACCAUAAGUGGCAUUUUACACGGCUGCAAGUAUUGUUAUAUCUAAUCCUAUUUUAAAAGAUUUUUGGUAAUAUGAAGCUUGAAUGCUGGUAACAGUGAUGCAAUAUACACAAGCUGCACAACCUGUAUAUUGUAUGCAUUGCUGCGUGGCGGCUGUUUAUUUCAACCUUUUUAAAAAUUGUGUUUUUUAGUAAAAUGGCUUAUUUUUUCCCAAAGGUGGAAUUUAGCAUUUUGUAAUGAUGAAUAUAAAAAUACCUGUCAUCCUCAGAUCAUUUAAAGGUUAACUAGUGAGAAAGAAAAAACAAAAUCCCAAGACACUUUUUAAAAGAAUGUCUGCCCUCACACACUUCUAUGUAUUUGUUUUUCUUACAUGCCCAUCUUUUCACUUAGAGAUAGCAUUUUUUGCCCUCUUUAUUUUGUUGUUUGUUUUUCCAGAGAGUAAAUGCUUUGUAGUUCUUUCUUUAAAAAACAUUUUUUUAAAGAAGAAGCCACUUGAACCCUCAAUAAAGGCUGUUGCCUAAGCAUGGCAUACUUCAUCUGUUCUCGUUUGUGCCAUCUGCCAUGAUGUCGUCACUUUUAUGGCGUUAAUUUCCUGCCACUACAGAUCUUUUGAAGAUUGCUGGAAUACUGAUGUCUGUUAGAAUGCUUCAGACUACAGAUGUAAUUAAAGGCUUUUCUUAAUAUGUUUUAACCAAAGAUGUGGAGCAAUCCAAGCCACAUAUCUUCUACAUCAAAUUUUUCCAUUUUGGUUAUUUUCAUAAUCUGGUAUUGCAUUUUGCCUUCCCUGUUCAUACCUCAAAUUGAUUCAUACCUCAGUUUAAUUCAGAGAGGUCAGUUAAGUGACGGAUUCUGUUGUGGUUUGAAUGCAGUACCAGUGUUCUCUUCAAGCAAAGUAGACCUGGGUCACUGUAGGCAUAGGACUUGGAUUGCUUCAGAUGGUUUGCUGUAUCAUUUUUCUUCUUUUUCUUUUCCUGGGGACUUGUUUCCAUUAAAUGAGAGUAAUUAAAAUCGCUUGUAAAUGAGGGCAUACAAGCAUUUGCAACAAAUAUUCAAAUAGAGGCUCACAGCGGCAUAAGCUGGACUUUGUCGCCACUAGAUGACAAGAUGUUAUAACUAAGUUAAACCACAUCUGUGUAUCUCAAGGGACUUAAUUCAGCUGUCUGUAGUGAAUAAAAGUGGGAAAUUUUCAAAAGUUUCUCCUGCUGGAAAUAAGGUAUAAUUUGUAUUUUGCAGACGAUUCAGUAAAGUUACUGGCUUUCUUAGUG
This is a messenger RNA of Piliocolobus tephrosceles (Ugandan red Colobus), 6486 nucleotides long. RefSeq names its product myocyte enhancer factor 2C (gene MEF2C). Lineage: Eukaryota; Metazoa; Chordata; Mammalia; Primates; Cercopithecidae. The coding region runs from base 677 to 2128 and encodes 483 amino acids. Gene Ontology annotation, molecular function: RNA polymerase II cis-regulatory region sequence-specific DNA binding; DNA-binding transcription factor activity, RNA polymerase II-specific; histone deacetylase binding. Gene Ontology annotation, biological process: heart development; cell differentiation; positive regulation of transcription by RNA polymerase II. The record is from RefSeq and is a predicted model, not a curated record. The transcript has 11 exons.